AUGUCUCACUCUUCUCGCUCGUCAAUUUCGUCAAGCUCGAGCCGGUCCUCGUGGUCUUCGCGGUCUCCGAACUCGGACUUGUUGGGGAGCAGCAAGAUCCGGAUCCCCCAGCGAAGCAUGAUCGCUGUCUGGUUUGCCGGCGCCUCGUCCCGAAAUGUAACUCACAUCCGCCGCGAUGAGAUCGCCACUCCCCACGGCAGAAAACAGCAGUUGUACUUUGUCCGGAGAAAGCGCCGCAGCUCCAAAGACUACGACGACUACGACGACGAUGACGAUGGCCACAGCUAUGAACGGACUAGUCAUCAUGCCGGUGGACCGCCAGGACAGCCGCUGCCGUUCAGGCCGGGUCCAACCCCUGGCCAGAACUUUGUCCACAAUGACCGUCCCCCUCCUGAUCGAAAUUUCGAAUAUGGCCGUGUGCCGCCCCGGACAAACACUGCCUUUGCAGGUGGUCCUGCCCCCGCUGGCCCUCCGUCAGGGAUGCCGGGACCUAUGCCUGGUCCGGGACAGAGGCCUCCACCAGGCCAUCCAAUGCAGCCUGGCGGCGGACCGAUGCCACGGGGCUCACCGAUGCCACCCGGUGGUCCAAUGCCACGAGGCCCACCUAUGCGUCCUGGUGGCCCUGGUGGUCCUGGUGGUCCUGGUGGCCCUGGUGGUCAUGGCGGUCCUGGCGGUCGCCCUGUUGGGAUUCCAGGAGCCGGUCCUCCCGGAGGCUUCCCCUCAGGAGGCCUUCCCCCAGGAGGCUUCCCCCCCGGCGUGCGAAGUCCCAUGCCACCCAAAGGCCCAGGCGGCCCUGGUGGCCCCAAGCCGGUCAUCGUCGAAGGCUAA
Messenger RNA from Grosmannia clavigera kw1407, 828 nucleotides. RefSeq lists its product as uncharacterized. The record is from RefSeq and is a predicted model, not a curated record. NCBI's taxonomy places the organism in Eukaryota, Fungi, Ascomycota, Sordariomycetes, Ophiostomatales, Ophiostomataceae. Bases 1 to 828 code for a protein of 275 amino acids. The transcript has a single exon.